AUCAAAUAUACAACAUGGGAAGCCUUUGUGAUUGGCCCGAACCAGUGAUUUGCGUGCAAUCGUUAUCCGAAAGUGGGGAUCUCGUGAUUCCCGACCAAUACGUCAAGCCACCACUCGAGAGGCCGAUUUUAUGCUUUAAUAACGUGAACAUACCUGUGAUCGAUUUGGCUGGUUUGGUAACUUCACGUGAAGCGAUCAUGAAACAAAUUUCGAAGGCUUGUCGUGAAUGGGGGUUUUUCCAGUUGGUGAAUCAUGGGGUGAGGACAGUGUUAGUUGACAGGGUGCCCGAAAUUUGGCGGGAAUUUUUCCACGAACCGAUGGAAGUGAAGCAAAAGUAUGCAAACUCGCCUAAGACAUACGAAGGGUUUGGAAGUAGAUUAGGGGUUGAGAAAGGGGCAAUUCUUGACUGGAACGAUUACUACUAUCUCAACUAUCUUCCUCAUUGUCAUACAAAAUGGCCUUCCCAACCACCUUCCUUAAGGGAAGUCAUGGAGGAAUACUCGAGUGAAAUACUAAGAUUGGGUGCGGUUUUGUUGAAGAUAUUUUCGAUAAACCUUGGAUUAGAAGAAGAUUAUCUUCAAAAUGCAUUUGGUGGACGGGACAUCGAAGCGUGCUUGAGAGCAAAUUUCUAUCCAAAGUGCCCGCAACCCGACUUAACUCUGGGAUUAUCUUCUCACUCGGAUCCUGGUGGCAUGACAUUUUUACUUCCCGAUAAGCAAGUUUGCGGACUCCAAAUCCGAAAAAACGAUCAAUGGAUCACUGUCAAACCUACACGUCAUGCCAUUAUUAUUAACAUCGGAGAUCAACUUCAAGUUUUGAGCAAUGCAAUAUAUAAGAGCGUGGAGCACAGAGUGGUAGUGAACCCAGAUAAAGAGAGAGUGUCUUUAGCUUAUUUCUAUAAUCCGAAAAACGAUUUGCUGAUUCAACCAAUACCAGAGCUUGUCACGUCAAAAACACCUGCUCUCUAUCCAUCGAUGACAUUUGAUGAAUAUCGACGAUUCAUACGUACAAGAGGUCCACACGGAAAAGUUCAAGUGGACUCUUUAAAACCCCCAAGAUAAGAUGUAAUCAUCACUAUUUUCAUUUUGUAACCAGGUAUCUACGAUUUGUAACAUAAAAAGUUGAUAUGUUGUUGUAGUCUAAA
Messenger RNA from Cynara cardunculus var. scolymus (artichoke), 1144 nucleotides. Its product is annotated as probable 2-oxoglutarate-dependent dioxygenase At5g05600. The record is from RefSeq and is a predicted model, not a curated record. The transcript is spliced from 3 exons. Bases 15 to 1061 code for a protein of 348 amino acids. Lineage: Eukaryota; Viridiplantae; Streptophyta; Magnoliopsida; Asterales; Asteraceae.